UCGAAUCGUGUCUAGUCCCUGUUUCGGGAAUCUCCGCGGGUCCUGACUUGACUGAUUGAACGCUUGUAACAUGGCGGCGGUGAUGAAGGGAGAGGAGUCAAACAUCUCUGGUUAGCAAGGGGAAGGCGCGAGAGAGAAUUAAGAAGAACUCAUUUCCCUUUUAAUCCGUCUCAAGUAAUGGACCCGUGGCUUUUUGGAAGACGCGCGCACGAAGGAGCUAAGGAGGAUUUGCAACAGUCGGAAAAAUCAAGGAAAUAAGUAGAAGUUAAUAGGACCGCUGGGAGGGAGGAAGAAAGUGUGCGAAAAUGUCGGAUUCCAAGGUGAAAGUUGCAGUGAGAGUCCGCCCUAUGAACCGACGAGAGUUGGAACUCAACACCAAGUGUGUGGUGGAGAUGGAGGAAAAUCAGACAGUUCUUCACCCGCCGCCUUGUCCCAACACGUCUAAAGCAGACAACAGAAAAGUGCCUAAGGUCUUUGCUUUUGACCAUUGCUUCUGGUCCAUGGAUGAAAACAACAAAGCAAAGUAUGCAGGUCAAGAGGUGGUUUUCAAGUGCCUUGGUGAAGGGAUACUUAAUAAUGCAUUUCAAGGAUACAAUGCUUGUAUUUUUGCCUAUGGACAGACAGGCUCAGGAAAGUCCUUCUCAAUGAUGGGCAGUGUGGAUGUACCCGGCCUCAUACCUCGACUCUGUGGUGCAUUGUUUGGAAGAGUCUCCAAAGAGGAAAGUGAAUCUCACACAUUUAAAGUUGAAGUGUCAUAUAUGGAGAUCUAUAAUGAAAAGGUUCGUGAUCUUCUUGAUCCAAAAGGGAGCCGACACACUCUGAAAGUUCGAGAGCACAAAGUGUUGGGUCCAUACGUAGAUGGCUUGUCACAGCUGGCUGUAACAUGUUUUGAGGAUAUUGAAUCCUUGAUGUCAGAAGGAAACAAAUCACGAACCGUUGCAGCUACCAACAUGAAUGAAGAAAGCAGUCGCUCUCAUGCUGUCUUCAACAUUAUUUUAACUCAGACCCUGUAUGACCUACAAAGUGGUACUUCUGGUGAGAAAGUGAGUAAGCUGAGCCUCGUGGAUUUGGCUGGGAGUGAGAGAGUAUCCAAGACCGGAGCUGCAGGCGAACGUUUGAAGGAGGGCAGUAAUAUUAACAAAUCCCUUACAACUCUGGGGUUGGUUAUUUCUGCUUUAGCUGAUCAAGUGGGAGGAAAGGGCAAAAACAAGUUUGUGCCUUACAGAGAUUCAGUACUCACCUGGCUUCUCAAGGACAACUUGGGAGGAAACAGUAAAACUGCCAUGAUAGCAACCAUAAGCCCGGCUGGCGACAAUUAUGAAGAAACUCUGUCUACACUAAGAUAUGCAGACCGGGCAAAGCGCAUAGUAAACCAUGCUGUAGUGAAUGAGGAUCCCAAUGCCAAGAUCAUUCGAGAACUCCGUGAGGAAGUAGAAAAACUUAAGGAACAAUUAAGUCAGGCUGAGGCAAUGAAAGCACCAGAGCUGAAAGAGAAAUUAGAAGAAUCUGAAAAACUUAUAAAAGACCUGACUGUUACCUGGGAGGAGAAACUGAGGAAAACUGAAGAAAUUGCACAGGAAAGACAGAAGCAGCUUGAGAGUAUGGGCAUUUCUUUGGAGUCAUCUGGCAUUAAAGUUGGAGAUGACAAAUGUUUUUUGGUCAACCUGAAUGCUGACCCUGCACUCAAUGAGCUUCUUGUUUAUUACUUGAAGAAUCACACUAGAGUUGGUGCAGAUGAAUCUCAGGACAUUCAACUUUGUGGAAUUGGUAUCCAGCCCGAGCACUGUGUCAUUGACUUCACUGCCGACGGGGAUGUCAUUCUCAGCCCAAAUGAAAAUGCCAGAACUUGCUUGAAUGGUGCAGUGUUACAUGCUCCAAACUCUCUUUGGCACGGGGACAGAAUCCUAUGGGGAAAUAACCACUUCUUUAGAAUUAACCUACCUAUGAGGAAGAGGAGAGACAAGUUAAAAGAAUAUGAGCUGGAGACAUAUCGAGAAGGUGCUACAGAACAGGAUGUUGAGACAGCGAGUGAAGCUUCAUCAGAACCAGAGUAUAAUUACGAGUUUGCACAGAUGGAGGUCAUGAUGAAAGCUCUCAGCACAAACGAUCCUGUGCAGAAUGUUGUGCAGAUACUUGAGAAGCAGUACCUCGAGGAAAAACAAAAUGCACUUGAGGAGCAGCGGCUAAUGUAUGAGCGUGAGCUGGAACUCCUUCGCCAACAGCUGUCUCCAGAUAGGCUGCAUCGGCACAGCAUCGAGAGAUUCUCUUAUACCCCUCAAACUGCACAGCAAAAAGUGAAGCUUUGGUCUGAGGAGAGGGAUCAACUGUUCCGUCACAGUCUGGCAAAGUUGAGAGAGCAGAUAGUGAGAGCCAACGCUCUGGUGAGAGAAGCAAAUUUCCUGGCAGAAGAGAUGAACAAACAGACGGAUUACCAAGUAACAUUGCAAAUCCCAGCAGCAAAUCUCAGUGCAAACAGAAAGAGAGGAGCAAUUGUAAGCGAAUCUGCCAUUCAAGUUCGACGCAAGGGAAAAGGUACCCAAGUGUGGGCAAUUGAGAAGCUGGAGAACAAACUGAUCGAUAUGAGAGAUCUCUAUCAAGAUUGGAAAGAGAAAAACAUGGUUGAAUAUUACAAUAAAAUUCUCAGUAAACACGGAGACCCUUUCUACGAACCCCAAGAAAACCAUAACUUGAUUGGUGUUGCCAAUGUCUUCUUGGAAUGCCUUUACCAUGAUGCAAAACUUGAGUAUGCUGUUCCCAUCAUCAGCCAGCAGGGGGAGGUUGCUGGCCGGCUCCAUGUUGAAGUAAUGCGGGUUAAUGGUGCGAUUCCAGAACGUCAGGAUGGUGGAGAUGAUUCUUCAGAGAACUCGAGUGAAAGUGGGAGCUGUGAAGUAAUGGACAAUAAUGGUGAGAUUGUGCACAUGGCAAAGAAAUUGACCUGCAGGGUAAAAAUAAAAGAAGCGACAGGACUGCCCAUCAAUCUAUCAAACUUCGUAUUCUGCCAAUAUGUCUUCUGGGAGCAUUCUGAACAAACAGUUGCACCCCCAAUGGUCAAUCCAGACAUGGCUUCGAUCAAAAACAAGGCCGUUCAGUACACAGUGAAAUUUGACCACAGUAAGGAUUUUGUGGUGCAUGUUACGGAGGAAUUUCUGGAGUUUAUCGCUGAAGGAGCGCUAGCUAUUGAAGUCUGGGGGCAUCGGUGUGCGGGUAAUGGCAGAACUACGUGGGAAGUCGAUGCUCUGCAAGCAAAAACGCGCACUCUACGUGACAGAUGGAGUGAAGUCACACGUAGAAUUGAGAUGUGGAUCUCAGUGCAGGAACUGAAUGAGAUGGGAGACUACACAGCAGUGGAGCUGACUCAGGCCAAGGAUGUCAACACAGGGGGCGUCUUCCAGAUUAGACAGGGUCAGUCUCGUAGGAUUGAGGUCAAUGUUAAACCUGUCCAGCACUCGGGGACAUUGCCACUUAUGGUGGAGGCUAUAUUGUCUGUUUCCAUAGGAUGCAUUUCUGUCAGGUCCAUUAAACUGCAGAGACCUUUGGAUAGUUAUCAGAAAGAGGAGGAGGAGGAUAUGGAUAGUUACCAGGAGGAAGAUCUGAAUGAAGUGCGUGAGAGAUGGUCUGAUGCAUUGAUGAAACGUCGGGAAUAUUUAGAUGAACAAAUUCAGAAAAUAAUCAACAAGCAGGAAAAAACAGAAGAUGAUGUAGAGAGAGAAGCAAGGCUGGUGGAGCAAUGGGUAGGACUCACAGAGGAGAGAAAUGCUGUGCUUGUUCCUGCCCCAGGCAGUGGAAUUCCAGGAGCCCCAGCAGACUGGAUAUCACCUCCAGGAAUGGAAGCUCAUAUCCCAGUACUCUUCCUUGAUUUAAAUGCUGAUGACCUCCGUGCAAAUGAACAGCUGACAGGUCCCCAUGCACCGGGAGUGAAUUCCAUUUUACCAAAGGAACAUGGCAGCCAAUUCUUUUAUUUGCCUAUUAUCAAGCACAGUGAAGACGAGGUCUCUGCUGUUGCAUCCUGGGACUCAUCAGUCCAUGAUUCAAUAUACUUGAACAAAGUUACCAACCAGAAUGAACGCAUCUAUUUGAUUGUAAAGGUCACAGUGCAGCUCAGCCAUCCAGCUGCUGUGGAGCUGGUGUUACGUAAACGCAUAGCCGUCAAUGUUUACAAUAAGCAGAGCUUUACACAGAGUUUGAAGCGGAGAAUGUCCUACAAGUACAUUCUACAUUCUUGUGGCGUCACCUAUGAAAUAGUUUCCAACAUACCCAAGGCCUCAGAAGAGACAGAAGAUCGAGAGACCCUGGCACUAAUGGCAGCUAAGAGUGAAAAUGAUGGUUCAGGUGAUGGUGAAACCUACAUUGAGAAGUACACCAGAGGGGUGUUAGAGGUCGAGAAUAUCCUGAGCUUGGAACGACUCCGACAGGCAGUUACCGUGAAAGAAGCACUUUCUUCAAAAGGGAAGUACAUGAAGAGGAGUGUCAGCACACCUAAUGUCCAACAUGUAUCCAAUAGUCGAACAGAUAUCUCUGGAUAUGAAGAUGAAUGCAAGGGUCGUUCGGAAAGUCAUCAGGAUAUUUCUGAUUGCUCAUUGAACUCACAGGACUGUUCCUGGUAUAGUACGUUGCUUAAAGAUUCGCCACGUAGGAUGAAAGACACUGGAGGUACUGCAGCAGAGAGUCACCACUCACUGGGUAGUCCACUCAAAGCAUUUUCUGCUCAGCCUCCAAAAUUUCUGAAAUCACUUCUGCCUGUACGAGAAGAACGAAAAGACAAACAACCUUUAGAAACUAAACCUCUUCUUGCUCAAGAGAGCAUGUCUCCCCCUCAGGAUAAAAACAUGCUGUUACUUAGCAGUGGCAGUGUUGUGCCCGCAGGAAGCAGUGCCAACAGCAUGUCAGUAGGAAACAGUAACGAAAAUGAGGACACAUUUGAUUCCGAAGAGGAGGAUUAUGGAGUGGAGAACCUCAGCGAGAAAACAAGCGUUUCUCAGCACUCUCAUGGUUUUCAGCCAUACAUUCCUGAAGAUUUUGCAGACUUUGAUGUAUAUAAUGCAAGCCUUGAAAACAAAGAUUUGCUUUCUUCUAAGCCAGAGUUCCCGAGUUCUCGCUGUCUUGAGAACGAAGUUUCCCGUAGUCCAACUACCAGCAGUAUGACUAGUGGUUACUUCUCUCACAGUGCUUCCAAUGCAACACUCUCUGAUAUGGCAUUUGCUGGUACGGAGAACACAGACCAGAUGAGUAAUCAGUCGCGAGACUCUGAGCUACAGAGUACAAUGGCACAGAUAUGUAAAUCUGAUUUAAAAUUAUCUUCUGAGAAGGAAGAUGGAGAUCAGGAACAAAAUAGAGAUUGUAAUGAUAUGCAAAAGAGCACAUCCCUCCCAAGAAAUAGUGCCUUAUUGAAAGAAACCUCAGUAUUGCAGCAGUUCAUUGAAUCUAAGUCUAUACUUGUUUAUAGAACCCUCCCCAAUAUCUAUGCACCAGAUUCAUCAUCCUGCACAUUUACAUUAAACCCCCAAGAAAGCAUAUUAGAAGACCAACAAACUGAUUAUUUCCACUCAAUGGUGAAUGCAGAAAUUUUCAGCAGCCAGGACUUUACAGAUUUUCAGGGAGCUGAGGAGGUGAGGAAGGACCUUGAGCUACCAGAUGAGCCCAUGAUUUACAGUACAGGUUCCUCAGAUGAUUCGAAUAGACUUUCUGUUGAUAGUAUAGAAUUGGAUGAAAAGUGGCAAAGUCCUACAGUAAAGUGUCCAAAUAAUAUUUCUAGGCUUCCUGAAGACUCAUGCAGCAUUGCCCACAACCAAUUACAAUCGACCAUUCUUGAUAAUCGGUUAGCAAACUCUGCAGAGACCCCACUGUUUUCUGGAGAAGCUGAUAAUGAAGAAGCCUCUGAUCACUCCACCAGCCCAGAUAACUCUGGUAUGAGGAACCUUUCAGAUUUAUCAGACAUUGAAGAUAGUAAUGCUGCAGAGCAGUGUGAGCCUCUACCAAGUUGGAUCACACUGGGAGAACGUACAUCUGUUGGACACGACAAGAAUGGAACCAUUCGAUACGUUGGUACAGUGGAUUUCUCCACGGGUAUCUGGGUUGGAGUAGAGCUUGAUACUCCAGCUGGGAAGCAUCAAGGCACUAUUCAAGGAAAGGAGUACUUCCGCUGCAAUCCAAAUUGUGGUGUCUUUGUUCGUCCAAACCGGCUUAUUCGGGUCUCCGAUACAGUAAAGCGGCACAGCACCCUUCCUGAAGGGCAAGCAUCCACAGGUCAUGAGAAGCAGAAAAAUGUCAAUCUCAGGAGGUCUCAGGUGACUGCACCCACCAAACCUGAAGGAACAGCACUUCACAAAUCAGGAGUUACGGUAUCUUCUAAGAAGCAGAACAACAGGAAAUCCUGGACUAACUGAACUGCAACAUUUGCACUGAUUAUAUGUUACUGUUUAGGCCUCUUAAUGGAGCAUUUUAUACAAUGUACAGUUUUUGUUUAUAUUACUCUGUGAUAUAGAGGAUAGAAUAAAACUUUAAUAUUUUGCCUUUUGUAAAAAAAAAUAAAGUAUAUUUGCUGGUAACACAUCAAAAAAAUGCUAAAAUAUAGCUAGUCUAUGUAAAAUAGCUUUAACAUCAGCUCAGAGAACAUCACGUUCUGCAUUACAAAGUAAUAUGAGAUUUUAAUCAGUAAAUAGGUAUUUUAUUAAAAUUAUUUGGAUACAAGUCUCAACGAUCUCUAAAUUGGUCCGUAAUUACCAAAGAUCUUGAUUAGAGUCAGGAACCUCUUAAUUUUGACCUUCAUAAAGUUUAGUUCUAGGUUGUAGGCACCUUGUUGAUUUUAUUAAUGUGCUGUGUUUUUUGUUUCUCUGUAUUAUGCUGCCUUAUUUCUAUUAUCUAAUAAGCACAUUUAAACAAAACUGAUUAUUCAAUGUGGUUAUUGUCUUCCAAAGUUUACCACUGCUGAUGAAGCUUCACAUGGGUCUAGGUUCCACUACUAGCUUUUGGACCUGUUGCUUGAAGCUUUGUACGUUACAAGUCUAAAACCCCUUAGUCUGGUUUACCUUUGGCAGUUUAGUGCUUAAACAGUAUUACCACAAGAACGCAGGGAACAGACAGAAGAUCUGUUGUAAUGGAUUACUGUAUCAGAGUAUGUAUGCGUGCAUUUGCUGAAGAAUACAAAGUAAUGGUACAUUUUGCAACGAUGUGUAUAUAAUGAAACAUCUCAUUGGAUGCUUUGGUUACAAUAAUUUAUACACAGGUUUAUAUAUAAUAGAAAGAUUUACUGCAUGCAUGCAUGCAGUUAAGGUAUGAUCUGAUGGACUGAAGACUUUCAAAAUCCAUCCAGUGUACAUAGAGUGUACAAGAUUGUAGCUACUUAACAGUCCGUCUGGAGAAAUGUGAUGAUGAAAGGUUAAUUGUUAAUUUUAAUAAUGAAAAACUUGGGACUUGAUCAAGAGCUGCUGAAUUAGUCUUUUGUAUAUAUUUUCCCUUUGUAGUGUUUUUGUAUGACUAUGUACAGAGUUGUAAUAUAUGUUAUUUCAGCAAAACUGUAUUUAAUUGGUACAGCAUAUCAGUGUUUUAGAAUACAUUCUACAGCCUGGAACCACUUAACCACAGUGUGUAUUUUGUUUGCAUAUUUGAGUUUUGAUAUGUAAAUACCUUACCAAGUUUUUGCCUUUUUGAAUCUCUUCUAAUCCAGUAUGAUGGUACUAUUGCAGAUAAUAAUGUCAGGCUUAGAACUAAAUAUUAAAGCAGGGUGGGUGUCUAUUUGGAGGCCAGUAAGGCUGAGCAUCUUGUGAAGCUGUUUAAUAGCUUGUAAGUUAAAUUAUCAUUGAAUACCAGAAGCUCCCAGACCUUUUUGAUGUUCACUACUUUAGAUUUCUGAGCCCCUCUGCUAUAUACAGUAGUUGUAAAUAUUAAAUAAAAAUUAUUUUUAUAAUUGCA
Molecule: messenger RNA, 7908 nt
Organism: Hypanus sabinus (Atlantic stingray)
Lineage: Eukaryota; Metazoa; Chordata; Chondrichthyes; Myliobatiformes; Dasyatidae
Gene: kif13a
Product: kinesin family member 13A
Exons: 40
Coding region: 306-6383 (2025 amino acids)
Biological process (GO): regulation of protein localization; microtubule-based movement
Cellular component (GO): adherens junction
Molecular function (GO): microtubule motor activity; cell adhesion molecule binding; ATP binding
Source: RefSeq, a predicted model, not a curated record